AUGUCAUUUCGAAGAUUGUUGUGUACGUCCGCUUUGGUUCUAUUAACCACAAGUUGUGUCUUUUCGACUGUAUUAUUCGACGGCGCGAAUACUGAUGAUCGAACAUUUGUACAUCAUUUUUUGCAUAAAAAUAAAUAUGGUGGAAGGCCGCCGCCACCGACGACUACAACACCAGAUGUUGCUACUACAAAAUCACCGCAGGAAACUCUCAAAGAUCUUCUACCGCUGAUAACACAGGCUAUUAAGGAUGCUGGUAUCGGAGGAGGAAGUGGUACCGGAGGUGCUGGUACUGGUACGGGAGGCACUGGUACAGGAGGUACUGGUACUGGCACUGGUACAGGAGGCACUGGUACAGGAGGUACUGGUACAGGAGGCACUGGUACAGGAGGUACUGGCACUGGUACAGGAGGUACUGGUACAGGAGGCAGUGGUACAGGAGGUACUGGUACAGGAGGCACUGGUACAGGAGGUACUGGUACAGGAGGUUCUGGUACUGGCUCUGGUACAGGAAGUGCUGGUACUGGCUCUGGUACAGGAGGUGCUGGUACUGGCUCUGGUACAGGAGGUGCUGGUACUGGUACGGGAGGCACUGGUACAGGAGGUACUGGUACAGGAGGCACUGGUACAGGAGGUACUGGCACUGGUACAGGAGGCACUGGUACAGGAGGUACUGGUACAGGAGGCACUGGUACAGGAGGUACUGGCACUGGUACAGGAGGUACUGGUACAGGAGGCAGUGGUACAGGAGGUACUGGUACAGGAGGCAGUGGUACAGGAGGUACUGGUACAGGAGGUUCUGGUACUGGCUCUGGUACAGGAGGUGCUGGUACUGGCUCUGGUACCGGAGGUGCUGGUACUGGUACGGGAGGCACUGGUACAGGAGGUACUGGUACAGGAGGCACUGGUACAGGAGGUACUGGCACUGGUACAGGAGGCACUGGUACAGGAGGUACUGGUACAGGAAGUGCUGGUACUGGCUCUGGUACAGGAGGUGCUGGUACUGGCUCUGGUACAGGAGGUGCUGGUACUGGUACGGGAGGCGCUGGCACAGGAGGUACUGGCACUGGUACAGGAGGUACUGGCACAGGAGGUACUGGCACUGGUACAGGAGGUACUGGUACAGGAGGUGCUGGUACUGGCUCUGGUACAGGAGGUACUGGUACAGGAGGUGCUGGUACUGGCUCUAGUACAGGUGGUACCACUGGUAAUACUGGUACCGGUACUACUGGUACAGGGAAUACUAAUACCGGUACUACUGGCACCGGUAAUACUAAUACCGGUACUACAGGUACCGGUACUACUAAUACCGGCAAUACUGGUACCGGUACCACUAAUACCGGUAAUACUGGUACUACUAAUACCGAUACUACUACUACCGGUACUACUAAUACCGGUAAGACUGGUACGAAUACUACUACUGCUACUAGAUAUUCCAAUUAUCCAAGUUCUUAUUAUUAUGGUCCUCCUGGUGGUCAUGCCUAUAGGCCUCCUCCACCUGUUAUGUAUGGUCUUCCACCGACUAAUCAUUAUGCUCCAAUUUCAACAUUGCCAUAUCCAUAUCAAUAUUAUUAUUAUUGA
Molecule: messenger RNA, 1578 nt
Organism: Musca vetustissima
Lineage: Eukaryota; Metazoa; Arthropoda; Insecta; Diptera; Muscidae
Product: putative per-hexamer repeat protein 5
Exons: 1
Coding region: 1-1578 (525 amino acids)
Source: RefSeq, a predicted model, not a curated record